AAACUUCUUCGUUUAUUUUUUAAGUACAAUAAACUGGAACCGUUGGAUGCAAGGAGUAUUCAUUCAUAAACCGUUAGAUUCCAAUUUCAUUGUCAAACAUACCAAACUCUUUCAACACCUGUAAAAUCGGCAAGCUUCAUCAAAUCCUCCCAACACAUCCAUGGCGAUUUCUCACGCUCAGCCUCUGCUUCUUCUCCUCUUCUCACUCUUCCUCUUACCUUCUCUGCGCGCCACUUCUUUCCACAACUGCGAUAAGAGGCUCGAUCCCGUUAAGGUCACAGGUGUGGAGAUCUCUCCUGACCCUGUUGUGAGUGGCAAAGCCGCAACAUUUAAGAUCACUGGUUCUACUGAUGAAGACAUCUCUGGAGGAGAAGUAGUCAUCAGUGUUUCACUCUAUGGAGUUCAUAUCCAUACCGAAACUCAUGAUCUCUGCGAUGAGUCGUCCUGCCCGAUCGCACCUGGCACCUUUGUCCUUUCUCAUUCCCAAACACUGCCUUCUAUUACACCACCCGGUACUUAUACGCUUAAGAUGACGAUAAACGACAAGAAUGGCGGGCGACUGACCUGCAUCAGCUUCAAGUUCAAGAUCACAUUGUUUUCCACGGUUUCUGCUAGUUAAGUUUUCCGGUGCAAAUAUGUUUCCUCUUUUGUAAAACUCUCUCCUAGACUUGUGUGGUGUCCAAAUAAAAUGCCCCUUUGAGGCUUGUCUUUGAUCUCCUAAACCUCCCUCAGUCUUUUGUUUCUCU
Brassica rapa (field mustard) is the source of this 746-nucleotide messenger RNA. RefSeq names its product MD-2-related lipid-recognition protein ROSY1. Gene Ontology annotation, biological process: intracellular sterol transport. NCBI's taxonomy places the organism in Eukaryota, Viridiplantae, Streptophyta, Magnoliopsida, Brassicales, Brassicaceae. The record is from RefSeq and is a predicted model, not a curated record. Gene Ontology annotation, molecular function: sterol binding.